GACGCGACUGCUCCCGUCCGUGUCCUCUCCAUGCAGCAGCCAGACGUGUCACGACAAUAGAUAAUCCAGUAAAACAGCAACAGCCAUCAUUCCCAGCAGCCCCACAGCUGACUCAGCUAGAGGGGUGAGACAAACUCAAUAGCAGGAUGGAGGCUUCGUUCGGUCCAACCUUUGCAGCCGUAGCUGCUGGAGCUAAAGCAGAAACAUCCAGCACAUAUAAGCAACAUAGAAGAACUCCCUCCUCCUCCAGCACCUUGACCUACUCCCCUCGGGAUGAUGAUGAUAUGCCACCCAUUGGAACUCCUCGAAGGUCUGACUCGGCCAUCUCAGUGCGAUCUUUCCAUUCGGAGUCCAACAUGUCCCUGCGCUCCACGUUCUCUCUCCACGAAGAGGAGGACGACAUGGAGCCCCAAGUAUUUGCUGAGCAGCCGUCAGUCAAGCUGUGCUGCCAGUUGUGCUGUAAUGUUUUCAAGGACCCUGUCAUCACCACUUGUGGGCACACCUUCUGCAGACGAUGUGCCUUGACCUCAGACAAGUGUCCCGUGGAUGCGGCAAAACUGACCGUCGUGGUCAACAACAUCGCAGUGGCCGAGCAGAUCGGCGAGCUCUUCAUUCACUGUAAAUACGGCUGCAGGGCCACCGUCAGUGGCGCGGCUGUGGGCGGGGCCGCCAACACCACUGUGGCGGGCAAACCCGGAGCGUACGAAGUGGACCCAAUGGGCUGUCCUUUCACCAUCAAACUAUCGGCACGCAAAGAACACGAAGCCAGUUGUGACUACAGGCCCGUGCGCUGCCCCAACAAUCCCUCCUGCCCCCCGUUGCUCACCAUGAACUUGGAGGCGCACCUGAAAGAAUGCGAGCACAUCAAGUGUCCACACUCAAAAUACGGGUGUACUUUCAUCGGUAACCAGGACACCUACGAAACCCACCUGGAGAUGUGUAAAUUCGAAGGGCUGAAGGAGUUUCUGCAGCAGACCGACGACAGAUUCCAUGAGAUGCAGCUGACUUUAGCUCAGAAGGACCAAGACAUUGCUUUCCUGCGCUCUAUGUUGGGCAAACUGUCUGAGAAGUUAGAUCAGCUAGAAAAAAACCUGGAGCUCAAAUUUGACAUGCUGGAUGAGAAUCAGAGUAAACUAGGCGAGGACCUUAUGGAAUUUCGCCGAGACGCUUCCAUGCUCAAUGACGAGCUGUCCCAUAUCAAUGCUCGGCUCAACAUGGGCAUCUUGGGCUCAUAUGACCCCCAGCAGAUUUUCAAGUGCAAAGGCACUUUUGUUGGCCAUCAGGGACCAGUUUGGUGUCUUUGCGUCUACUCCACUGGAGACUUGCUCUUUUCUGGCUCUUCGGACAAGACCAUCAAGGUAUGGGACACGUGCACCACCUACAAAUGUCAGAAGACGCUGGAAGGACACGAUGGCAUCGUGCUGGCGCUCUGCAUCCAGGGCAACCGCCUCUACAGCGGCUCUGCAGACUGCACCAUCAUUGUGUGGGAUAUCCAGACUCUGCAGAAAGUCAACACCAUUCGUGCCCAUGACAACCCCGUUUGUACGCUGGUCUCCUCCCACAACAUGCUGUUCAGCGGCUCCCUCAAGGCCAUCAAGGUGUGGGACAUUGUGGGGACAGAGUUGAAGCUGAAAAAGGAGUUGACUGGGCUGAAUCACUGGGUCCGAGCACUGGUGGCCUCUCAGAACCACCUGUAUAGUGGAUCAUAUCAGACCAUCAAGAUUUGGGACAUCCGCUCCUUGGAGUGUGUCCACGUCUUGCAGACCAGCGGGGGCAGUGUCUACUCUAUCGCCGUCACUAAUCAUCACAUCGUCUGCGGCACCUAUGAAAACCUCAUUCAUGUGUGGGACAUUGAGUCCAAAGAGCAAGUGCGGACCCUGACGGGACACGUGGGGACGGUUUAUGCUCUCGCCGUCAUUUCCACGCCCGACCAGACCAAAGUGUUCAGUGCCUCCUACGACCGUUCGCUAAGGGUGUGGAGCAUGGACAACAUGAUCUGUACCCAGACCCUGCUCAGACAUCAGGGCAGCGUCACAGCUCUGGCUGUGUCCCGAGGUCGCCUUUUUUCCGGAGCAGUGGACAGCACAGUGAAGGUGUGGACAUGCUGAAGAGCGAGCGAGCGAGCCAUCCCUCCAGAGAUCUUUAUCACGUUUGUCUGUGUCAGACAGACAUCCCAAACGCCAUCAUUCCCCCCCUUGUUUGUUCAACGUCACAGCCGCAGUGCAAGAUGUCUUUGCUCAAAGAGCUCCGACCUUUGACCUUUCAAGGUCAUCAGGACCCAGCAAGAUCCAACUCAAGGUCCUCGGUGAUCUCCUCACAUUGUGCAUUACGGUAAAUUCGGUUGAACGCUUUGUGCCUGUAAAUGAUUUGAACGCCACAUUGCAGCUCAAUAGGUGGUCAGGGCUGGUUUCACAAACAUGCUUUUUACAUAUAGUGAUCACGUAAUAUACAGCCUCCCGACUUUUCCUGUUUACAAUAUUUUAUAAAAUGAGGGAGACUGAUUUAAAAAAAUAAAAUAGUGAGCAUUUCUCUUCUCAACUCAGCUUUGUGAAACCAGCCUUUAUAAGAUUCAAGUGAAGAAGAUAGACAUUAUAUCGCUCAGCCACUUGCGUCCAACUUGCUCAGACUAACAGGCCAUAAUCAUAUAUAUAUAUAUAUAUAUAUAUAAAUUUGGGUGUGUUCUUUGAGUGCCAUAUGUAACGGGUGUGAAGAGGUGCUACUCUGAUCGACGGUCUUAAGGCAACAAUGAGUAGAACACUCACUACCAUCAUACGCUUUGUGUUAACAGUCAGCAGGAAGUGAUGGCAGCCCGAGUGCCACGAGGCCAACGUAAUGCACAAGUGCCCAUAUUGGGUUCAAUUGAAGCCUAUAGUCAGAGCAACACGUUCGCCCACAUCCCAUUUAUAAGUAGGGUGCACCCACAAAACAUAGACUCAAAUGUUUCAAUACUUUGCUUUCAUGUUAGUGCACUACUUAGAGAUUUCUCGUAUACGUGUAAUCAUGUAAGAUCAAGUUGAUCAUCGAUCAAUAAAGCUGUUGUACACUUUGA
Messenger RNA from Syngnathus typhle (broad-nosed pipefish), 3049 nucleotides. RefSeq names its product TNF receptor-associated factor 7 (gene traf7). The record is from RefSeq and is a predicted model, not a curated record. Lineage: Eukaryota; Metazoa; Chordata; Actinopteri; Syngnathiformes; Syngnathidae. Bases 147 to 2108 code for a protein of 653 amino acids. Gene Ontology annotation, molecular function: zinc ion binding; protein binding. The transcript is spliced from 21 exons. Gene Ontology annotation, cellular component: nucleolus. Gene Ontology annotation, biological process: ribosomal large subunit assembly; Notch signaling pathway.